GGCUCAUGGCUACAGGAUCGAUUCGCCGAUGGUUAAGCUGUGAGUGCUACAGUUUUGUCCUCAAUCGCUGCGUUCACGGUCUGUCUCCUUAGGACGGGAUGGAACAGGAGUUUCGCUCUGAUGGGAUAUGGCGACUACUGGAGGGCGCACCGCAGGCUCUCCCACCAAUAUUUUCGGCCUGCCGCCGUCUCUAAGUAUUAUCCUUCGUCGGCCAAGUCAGUGCAUGAGAUGAUACUUGCACUACGUGAUACACCAGGCCGGUUCAUGGAACACAUUCGCCAUAUGGCAGGAUCCAACGUCUUGAGGAUCGUGUACGGCAUAGAAGUAAAACCUGAAGAUGACCCUCUCAUUCCAAUCGUAGAAGAGAGCGUCCAGGUGUUUUCAAAAAUCACUGUCGCAGGGGCAUAUCUUGCUGAUUCUCUUCCCAUACUUCAACAUAUUCCCGCGUGGUUUCCGGGAGCUCAAUUCAAACGUGAUGCUGCGAAGUGGAGGCCGGUUGUCGAUGCGAUGUACCUGCAACCCCACAUGGAAGUGAAAGCUUCGUUUAAUAACGGUGAUGCCAGGCCGUGCCUAUUGACGGACGUGCUUUUCGAAAUGUCUCAAGAUCGAGAAGGCCGAGACUACACGAUCGACGAAGAUGUUGCCAUCGGCGUUAUGGGGGUAUCUUACGCUGCGGCGUCCGACACCACUACCUUGACCCUAUUCAACUUCGUGCUAGCGAUGUUAAUGCACCCGGAGGUGCAGAAGACAGCCCAGGAGGUGCUUGACGGUACUAUAGGCCGAUCUCGGCUACCAGAGAUUGAAGAUCGAGAUGCUCUCCCGUUCAUCACUGCAAUGGUGAAAGAGUGUCUUCGGUGGAGGCCUCCGCUUCCGUUAGCGCUUCCUCAUCGGUCUGUGGCAGAUGAUGAGUAUAGAGGAUUCCAUAUACCCGCUGGGUCAGUUGUCAUCGGUAAUGCGUGGGCUAUCCUGCAUGAUGAGGAACGAUAUCCAGACCCAGAUGUGUUCAAUCCUCGUCGAUUCUUAGACGGUGAAGGCAGGUUGCGUAAGGACGUUCCCGACCCCACAGAUGCGUUCGGGUAUGGACGAAGGAUAUGCCCCGGACGAUAUUUCGCUCUGGAUGUCGUCUGGCUGGCGAUGGCGAAUAUGCUCGCAGUCUUCUCUAUCGAGAAGCCUAUGGAUGAGCAGGGAAACGUCAUCGAGCCCACAGGAGAAUACAUGACAGGCUCUUUCAAGUAAGCCUCGUGUAUUCACCCGUACUUCCUCACUGGAACGCUCUUCAGUUGGCCCGUACCUUUCAAAGCUGCUCUCAAAAUGCGAGAAAAUGUCGACGUUUUUUUGUAAUACGAUCUAGGGAGUACUAGUAUCUAAUCAUUAACAUAUGACG
Molecule: messenger RNA, 1384 nt
Organism: Phanerochaete carnosa HHB-10118-sp
Lineage: Eukaryota; Fungi; Basidiomycota; Agaricomycetes; Polyporales; Phanerochaetaceae
Exons: 10
Coding region: 121-1236 (371 amino acids)
Molecular function (GO): monooxygenase activity; heme binding; iron ion binding
Source: RefSeq, a predicted model, not a curated record